CGCUCCGGCGGCUGGUCAACAGAACAUACUGGUAUGGGCCACAGAACCAAAUCGCACAUGUUGACAAGCCCAAGUGUUAAUGGGUGAGAAUGACAUGACGAAGAGGUCUUAAGACAAGGAAGCCGCAAACAAACAGGGCAGGUAGACUAGCACAAAGUUUCCCAAUCAAAAUUGAUUUUGUUUUGACUACCGAUCUUAGUAUUGGAUCGUUGCAUGAACCACCAUGUCAACACCAACCAAAACAAUCACGUACAGCGCGAUCGACCGCUCUAACAGUAGAGGCAGGAACAAGAAGCCACGAAGGCGAAGCAGCCGCCUCCUUGUCCUCAGAACAAAAUCACUGGAACUGGUAACAAAGUCACUGGAACUUGCAACGAGAGGUGGCUACAACAAUGACAAGGCAUCUAACAUUACACCUCCACCAGUAACAAGGCGGCAAUCCUAUAAGCGUGUGUCCUCGUCCACCAAUGAUGAUUCUACAGAGUCUGAUCAGUUCCAACAUUAUGAUGAGCAACCACAAGAAUCCAGUACUCGAGUAGCAGUUGGAAUCUGUGCCUACUUGCAGUUGCUCGUUCGCUAUCCCAUGUACCGGGCAUACUUUGUCUCACACGUGUGUCAGAAUCUUGGUGACUGGUUUGUGCGGAUUGCCAGUAUCUUGGUUGUGGAAGAGUUUAGCAGCUCUGGAAAAACCAUUGCAAACUUGUCUCUCAGUGUCUUGUUGCCCAAAGCCAUCUUUAGUCAAGUUGGUGGUGUCAUGGCAGAUAGAUUCGAUCGAAGAGUUUGCAUGAUUUGCUUGGAUCUGCUUUCAGGUGUGGUUGUCCUGGGGUAUCCUGUGGCCAUUUACUACAAGAGUUUGAACCUUAUAUAUGCUGUCACCAUUCUACGAUCAACACUGGGUGCAACAUACUAUCCAUUAACCAUGGGUAUGGUGCCACUUUUGAUUCCCCAUCCACAUGACUUGCAGUUGGCCGUAAACUUGAACGGUUUUGCCUGGAGCGCAUGUAGUAUUGUGGGUGGCUUGGUGGCAGGAGGGCUCAUGUCGCGGAUUGGAUUCCAGACAUGCUACUACAUUGACUGUGUUACAUUCUUUGUGAGCGCUGCAUGGAUGUAUUGGGGAGUCUCUGGAAACUUCACUGUUCACAACAAGGGCAAGGAGUCAUCAGCAAGUCCAACGAGUCUGGAUCUGGAUGAUGACAAUGAUGCCAGCUGCCCUGAUAAAUCUGCAAAUCUCCUUGCUGCCAUGGUUCAAACUUUCACAACAGUGACAAGGUAUCUUUCUGUGUGUGGUUUUGGCCUGCUAGUCUUUCAAAAGUGCAGUGCAAGCUUGGUUUGGGGUAUUGAAGAUGUUGUGGGAGCUGAGUUCAGUACUGUCUUUCGGGAAGAUGGCAGUGAAGAUGAGGCGCUGAGCUCUUGGCACAUGGGUUUGCUUUUCUCUGUGGUUGGAGCUGGCUGCAUGGUAGGACCUGCAUUGGUGAACUUGAUUACAGAUGCAAGAUAUCCGCACACCCUACAACGUGCGUGUUGGAUUGGAUACUGCUUCUUGACUUUGGGAUGGCUCUUGAUAUCCACGACACCCUCCUUUCCAAUGUUUUUGGUGUUUUCCUUCAUCCGUGUCAUUGGCUCAGGGAUUGCCUGGAUCAACUCAACACUGCUGUUGCAAACACUUUGUGAACCGUCAGUGCUGGGCCGGGUACUUGCAGUAGAGUACACGCUUAUGACUUUGCUGGAAGCCUCUUCCUCCAUGAUGUCUGGUUGGUUGGAAUAUGCUGCUUUCUUCUCAAAGAGUGAUCUGGCUCUGUUUGGAGCAGGUCUAGGGAUUCUGGUGAUUAUCUUCUGGGGUGUGUACUAUUUUCUUGUUCAAGGUGGUGCAGCAAGUCCAAGGUUCGCUUCCAUGGACGUGUACGCUCAGGGCCGUGGUGAUUCUGACGCCACUGGUGCUCACAAGGCAAUUGAGGUCUCCUGUAUCGAGAAAGCAAUGCAUGAAGCCGAACUCCCAGAGUCGGCCUAAUAAGUCGAUCUCCAAGACUACGCGUGUAUCGUAUGCAGUAUAGUCGUGCUUCUAUCUUGCUAUAGUAGAAAUUGAGACCCAGGGUGCCGACGUGCUUCCUCGGCAUUCAAAAGGGCACCACAAGUCUGGGCAUGAAAAAAGUUGUACACUUACUGAGAACCAAUAGACACAAUUAAACGCCAAUACAAUGAACACGCAUUACGCAUCGUUGUGGGGGAUUCAGAAAUGAUGAAAAGUAUGAGAUCGAGAGUGCUUUCCUCCAUUCAAGGGAGGCGACCCUUCGCGUUCUUCGUUGGCAUUGCCGCCAGAAAGUGAUCCGUAUGGCACAAGCCGUCCGGUGUCUCCCUCCUCCAUAACCGAUGACAAGAGGGAUUGGAAGGCCUCAUUGUGGCUAAGAGUACGAUUCCUUGUUCGGGGCGCAUUCACUGCCACCCAGUGGAGUAACUCAGCUCGUUCCCGUCGAAGCUCUGCAUCUGUCAUUGUCAAGUCAAAGCCAUAUGACAUGACUUUCCUCGUUCUCACGUAUGGCCCGAACUUCUUCCAGUCUUCUGUACCACGUUGCAGGCGCACCAAAGAGCCUGUUUCGUUUGCCUGCAACACGGCUGGACUCACAAAGUGUUGGGACAGAACCGAUUCGUGAGCAUCGCUUUCAUACAUCACUUCGUGAACGACUGUGUGGGAGGGUGAAGUCGGAGGAUCGUACUCGUCUGAGACAUCAAUCUUCGUCCAUUUGGGUAGUCUCCUAACAUACUUUGUGGUAAAAAUGAAGUUGGCGACUGUCCCCGCAAUCAGACAAAUGAACCAGUAGUUGAACAAUGCGAUCUUGAACGGUGACCCAAUAGGGAUUCCGGCGAAGGUGUCAACCCCAGAGCGAUAGGCCUGUACUGCAUUAGUGUGCGAGAGGAUUGGAAAGAUGAAUGCAAAGUGUGCUGGUGAAAACGCUUUGUACUUGAAUGUUGGCCAUCUGGUCCACAGACUAUGAAGAGCAGAGGCCAUGCCCAUCAGGGAAAACACCAUCAUCCCAUGCAUGACAGGGACAUAGAGAUCGUGAUGUAUUAGUUCGAAAUGCUGCAUGAGGCUCGGGUCCGCCUCAAUCACCUCCUCUCGGUGGCGUGAAGGCUGGGCUAAGAUCGUCAUCGCAUACAUCGUGAUGCUGGGGGCACUCAACCCAAUGAAACACACGGGCGCAGCUAUCUUUUGGUUCGUCACAACUCGAAUGCUCCCGACAAAGAACAUGGUAAAGAAGUAAAACAUGCAAAGCUAUUCAAGGUCC
This is a messenger RNA of Seminavis robusta, 3281 nucleotides long. Lineage: Eukaryota; Bacillariophyta; Bacillariophyceae; Naviculales; Naviculaceae. The record is from the annotation of a GenBank genome assembly.